Annulohypoxylon maeteangense is the source of this 1842-nucleotide messenger RNA. RefSeq lists its product as uncharacterized. NCBI's taxonomy places the organism in Eukaryota, Fungi, Ascomycota, Sordariomycetes, Xylariales, Hypoxylaceae. The record is from RefSeq and is a predicted model, not a curated record. The coding region runs from base 1 to 1842 and encodes 613 amino acids. The transcript is spliced from 6 exons.
AUGCUUCAAAGACCCCGAGAUCUACUGACUUCUUACGACCAGUACUCAGCGAGUUCUGUCUCUUAUCGUCCUCGUUACCCAUACCAUUACAAACAAUACGACCCCUAUCACAAACCGGUUGAAAAAGUUCAGCCGGUCCGCAAUUGUCAUAUCAACGCUUUCAACUCCCUUGAGACCAAUUGGAACGCAACUAAAGCGAAACUCGUUUUUCAGUGGGGGAAGAUCCAAGCUCGUAAUCAGCGUCGCAUCAAGCGAAGCAUGGUCAAAAACUCGACCACAUUGAGAAAUUGCAUCAUCAAGACACAGGUACCAGGACCGACAAGCGCCGGUGACUCGCACAACAGUGAAGCUACGUCUGUAGCCUGUUCCGACCGAGCACAAGCUUCGGACUCACUGGUUGCGGAGACCGAUUCUGUGGACGGAGACUCCAAGCAAUGUCUAUUCGAUUUUAACGUAUGUACGGAAGAACUGAACAUACAGAACGACGGAUAUAAACCUGGGGACCUUUCACAUAAGAAGCGCAGAUCAGCCGAUCCUAUGGAGAGCGACAGGAAGGCAGGCGCUGCUCGAAGACCCAGCCAUUGCCAACGCGACUACGACGGUAAGAGGGCGCUAACACCAGACCAGUACGUAGCCAUCAAGAAGCAAGAGGCCAUUGCGCUUGUGAUGGCAAAGUUCAACCAGUGGUUCAAUAAGAGAUUGGAGAUCAUCUCUUGGUUAUAUGUCACAUCCUCCCAUAUUAUGCAUUUCUUUUCCAAAUAUGCGUAUGAAGCAUCCGAAGCUUCAGGGAAUCCUUCGGGCUGCUCCGGCGGCGCAAGUUCCGGAAACAUUAAUUCCGGGCAAGGCCAAUCAGGCCGUUCGACUCGGUCUAAACGCCGACUAGGCGGGGAUGACCAGGACGGUUCUUCAGCCGGUGGCGAUGAAGGUGACCCUAACAGGGGUGGUAGUAAACGAGCUAAGAAGGAGGAGGCAGAGGCCGAAAAGAAAUUUGCCUGUCCCUUUUACAAACACGACCCAAGAGCGCACAACAAGCACCGAAGCUGCGCCGGACCGGGAUGGCCAUCGCUUCAUCGCGUGAAGGAACAUUUGUAUCGCGCACACAGACUGCCGAAACAUACCUGUCCCAGAUGUAACGAGCCCUUUGAAGAUGCGAAGGAUCUAAGCGAACAUCUUCGAGCCGAGGAGCUUUGCGAGAAGCUAGACAUAGUCCCAGCACUACAGGGCAUCGACGAAGCCACUGAAGCAAAGCUGAAAGUGAGAAAGAAGAAUGGCCUUGGCAUGACUGAUGAACAGAGAUGGUGUGAAAUUUACAUGAUCCUCUUCCCGAAAGCUAACCCUAACGCCAUGCCAACUCCAUACUGCGAUAGCAAUGAUGCUCUUCGAUGCUCCAAAAGCAUCGAGGAAUGGAAGAAGACCAAGAAGCGGAUGCAAAAGGAUCUGCCGAAGAGCGUGCAGAAGAAGGUUGAGAAGUCGUUCGAAAAGGUAGAGGUCGACGUGCUCAAUCGUCUUCCUGACAUCGUCCGAGACUGCUUGUUUGAAUUCUUCAAAGACUCAUCACACGAUGAUCGAUCGUCAUCAACGACGACUCCUGCGGCAACACCAAGGGCCCAUACGCCCAGUAUCCCUGCCGCAAGAGAACAGCCUGCUUUGGCAACAGAGGAAAUCAAGGACACCUCGCUGGACAUUUCGUAUUUCCUAGAGCCUGCCAUGAUGGGCGGGCCGGAGGAUUUUGACUUCUUUGAUUUCGGGAGUACUGACUGCGGGUUUUUUGACAAGGAAUCAGACUCGGGCUAUGCUUCCACUAGUACCGGGAGAGGCGUCACUGCUGAGGCGGAAUAUUGA